UCCACCUGGAACACCACCUCUCCCCAGGAUACUCUCUCUCCCCUCACUCCUGUUUGAGGAAAAGCACAGUGAUUAAGAACAUAGCUUUGAAUUUGGGAAUCAGUUGGCUUGGAUUGAAAUCUUGACUCAGCCAUUUAUCAAUUAAGUGUCCACAAGUGACACUGUACUUCUCUGGACCUCAGUUUCUUCAUCUAGGAAAUGGAUCUGCCUUGAGGAUUAACGAGGCAAUGCAUGUAAAGGUGGCUUGGGAGAGUCACAGUUUCCUGGCCUUGCGCCCGCUCUGACCAGAAUGCCCCCUCCCCCCAGCUAAACGGGGCUGGCAGCAUCCCAGCCACCCCUGCUUUCAAGAAACUUCCUCCGCCCACAGAAGUCUGAAUGCGCCCCUUGUGCUGGCUGAGUCAUCUAUAGCUAGCCACCCCUCUGAAGACGACAACAGUGUGGGGACAAGGGCAAGGUGUCCUCCCCAGGCCUCUUUUCCCGUAUCUGUAAAAUAGGGAUGAGACUCUGUCACUCAGUGGUUGAGCGGUUGCCGUGAGCUAGUUACCGGUCAGCUCCUGAGCCCAGGCCUGGCACGGAGCAGGUGUCCACCAAGGGGAGGGGCCCUGGGGGAGGAGGGAUGGUGCCAAGUGGACAGGACAGGCGUGUGCAGGUGCCCGGGCCCUGCAAGUGCACGUGAACGUGGGCUGGCUGGCGGAGGGUGUCACGCCUCAGAAGAGGAACAUUCUUGAGGCAGCCUGUUUCAGGGCCGGUCAGCUUGGGCAGUGCCCACACCAGGCCCCCAGCCAGGGAGCUGCCAGCACCUCGGCUUGUCCACGCACUACCGGGAACUGGCUGAGCAGGCCUGGGGGGCUCCCAGGAGCUUCCACCAACACCCACGGGGACAAGGUCCCUGGCGGUUCUGAAGUCAUAGCAGGGUGCUGGCUGGCAAGGCUGGGUGAGAAUGGGGGGGGCCUCAAGUCUAUUUCUAGAGGCCAUGUUGGGGCUAGGACAGGCCGGGGGGCACCCUGUGGCCUGAAUUCCCCUUGCUUGCUUGCUCAGGUCUCUCUGUGAGUCUAACUCUACCUGCCUCAUGUGACCUGCAUCACAUGACCAGCAUUGUAGCAGCUUCCAGAUGUGGACACUACUUGGCCCCGUGGGGUCAGUGGUGGCACUGAGGCAGCCUGAGUGCCCGUCCUGCAGGGAAGCAAGGGCGGCAUUCUGACCUGGGGUGCGAGUGCAGCUGGCACCGGGCAGCCCUGGCCUGGCCUGCAGAGGGGAUGUUCAGACCUCCCCACUUUAACUGUGACGAGGUGUCAACGUCCACAGGAGAGGUGAGGGGCACUCAGGGUACUGAGAGAGCCCAGAGGAGAGGCUCCUGGAGGAAGUGGCCUCUGUGCUGGGACCGGAGGAUGAAGGUUUGGGAGUCAAAGGAAAGAGAGCUCCAGGUGGGGGGAAGAACUGCCUUUGCAGAAGGGUGGAGGUGAGACACCUGGCGCCCGUGAGUGUCCCAUAGACAUUUAGAUGAUCUGGACAGAGUUGGGGGGGGGAGGUGAGAGCAAGUCUGUAGGAAGGCAGGCUCUCAGGUUUGGAUGUUAGGUCAGGGGGGUGCCAUGCUGGGUGGGGCACUGUCUGUGUAGGGCGUUUGUGACAUGCCCAUGUGCUGUAUGUAUCUGAAUACACAUGUCCCUGUGUGUCUAUGUGUCCCUUGAAUGUCUUUGGGCACGUUCAGGCUGCAAGAGUGACAUCCACUUGUCCCGGCCCAGAGGAAGCCCUGCUCGUGUAUGCUCACCCCCUGCCAGGCCUGCAGGUCCACGCUGGCAGCAAGGCCGCGCUGGCCGCCCUGUGCCCGGGAGACCUGAUCCAGGCCAUCAACGGUGAAAGCACAGAGCUCAUGACACACCUGGAGGCGCAGAACCGCAUCAAGGGCUGCCACGACCACCUCACCCUCUCCGUGAGCAGGCCUGAGGGCAGGAGCUGGCCCGGCACCCCUGAUGACAGCAAGGCCCAGGCACACAGGAUCCACAUCGACCCCGACGCCCAGGAUGCCAGUCCGGCGACCAGCAGGCGGCCCUCGGGUGCUGGGAUUGGGCCAGAAGACGGCAGGCCGAGCCUGGGGUCUCCGUAUGGGCACCCCCCUCGCUUUCCUGUCCCUCACAAUGGCAACAGCAACGAGGCCACCCUGCCAGCCCUGAUGAGCGCUCUGCACGUGUCUCCGCCCCCCAGCGCCGACCCAGCCAGAGGCCCCCCGCGGAGCCGGGACUGCAGAGUGGACCUGGGCUCCGAGGUGUACAGGAUGCUGCGCGAGCCCGCCGAGCCCUCUGCCUCGGAGCCCAAGCAGUCUGGCUCCUUCCGCUACCUGCAGGGCAUGCUCGAGGCGGGCGAGGGCGGGGAGCGGCCCGGGCCCGGCGGCCCCCGGAACCUCAAGCUGGGCGCCCCGCUGAGCGGCCUGCAGGGGCUGCCCGAGUGCGCGCGCUGCGGCCGUGGCAUCGUGGGCACCAUCGUGAAGGCGCGCGACAAGCUCUACCACCCCGAGUGCUUCAUGUGCAGCGACUGCGGCCUGAACCUCAAGCAGCGCGGCUACUUCUUCCUGGACGAGCGGCUCUACUGCGAGCGCCACGCCAAGGCGCGCGUCACGCCGCCCGAGGGCUACGACGUGGUGGCCGUGUACCCCAACGCCAAGGUGGAGCUCGUCUGAGCCGGGCCCGUCCCCGCCCCUCUGUUUUCAGUGUCCCUGCGCGGCCCGUGUAAAUACGCGUCUCCCCCGCCCGUCUAAUAAAGUUCCUACCCCCGGCCUCGAA
Messenger RNA from Microcebus murinus (gray mouse lemur), 2777 nucleotides. NCBI's taxonomy places the organism in Eukaryota, Metazoa, Chordata, Mammalia, Primates, Cheirogaleidae. The record is from RefSeq and is a predicted model, not a curated record.